This is a messenger RNA of Drosophila obscura, 1513 nucleotides long. RefSeq names its product lipid storage droplets surface-binding protein 1 (gene Lsd-1). Gene Ontology annotation, cellular component: lipid droplet; cytosol. Lineage: Eukaryota; Metazoa; Arthropoda; Insecta; Diptera; Drosophilidae. The record is from RefSeq and is a predicted model, not a curated record. The coding region runs from base 174 to 1406 and encodes 410 amino acids. The transcript is spliced from 7 exons. Gene Ontology annotation, biological process: lipid storage; positive regulation of triglyceride storage.
AUACACAUUCCGUAACGCUUAAAAGGGAGGCGCGAUCGGUGCGAACAACUUAGAACGCGUCGCGAUUUUGGGUAUUCAAAUACAAGCACGAAUCUUUCGCAGAAGCCAGUCAGUAGCAAUUCAGCCUGCGGCCGGAACAGUUCGUUUACCAAGCGACUUCUUCACACACACAAAUGGCAACUGCAACUAUCGGCAGUGGUCUGCACCUAGAGGCCAUCGAUCGCAUUGGCUCCAUACCAUUGGUGGAGUCGAGCGUCAAGCGGGUGGAGAACAUCUACGGCAAGGUGAAGAACAACAAUCGUCUGUUCUCGUGGUACUUUGACGCCGCAGAGGCGACCAUUUCGGCUGCCUAUGGUUCCGUCCAGCCAGCCGUGAAACUCUUCGAGCAUCCGCUGAAGCGUCUGGACAAUGUCAUGUGCAAGAGUCUGGACAUACUGGAGCAGCGCAUUCCGCUGGUCUAUCUGCCACCCGAAAUGAUGUAUUGGAACACUAAGGAAUACAUGUCGGAUCAUCUGGUGCGGCCAGUGCUCAAGCGCGCCGAUUCGGUCAAGCAAAUUGGCAACGCUGUGCUGGAGAGUCCCCUGACCACCUAUGCGGCGGAUCGGAUCGAUGGAGCCUUUACAGCCGGCGACAAGUUUGUGGAUAAAUAUCUGGUGCCCAUUAGCACGGAUCAGGAUCAGACAGACGCGCCGCAAGAGGAUGAUAGUGAGGCGGCGAGAGCGGCACUGAAUGAGAAGGGUGCCAUCAAGGCGAUCCAUCACGGGCAACGAUUCUCCCGCAAGCUGAAGCGACGCCUCACACAACGAACGAUUGCCGAGGCGCGCGCCCUGAAGAAACAAAGCAAAGUGGCCAUCCAUGUGCUCAUCUAUGCAGUGGAAUUGAUUGCCUCGGAUCCCAAACAGGCCAUGCAAAAGGCCAAGGAGCUGUGGGCGUAUCUUAGCGCAGAUGAGCCCGAGAAUCAGGCCAGGCCAGCCACCCUGGAGCAGUUGAUUGUGCUGCUCACGAGGGAAUCGGCCAGAAGAGUCGUGCAUUUGGUUAACUUCAGUGCCACUGUGGCAUCCAACAUACCCAGAAACCUGGCACACACCACCACAGAAGUGGCCCACCAAAUCGUAUAUAUUAACCAUCGCAUCAUCACAAUAUCUCGCCUGGACAAGGUGAAGAGCCUGUCCAAGGAGGAGGCGGAAUCUCUAUUAAAGCGCGCGCUUGCCUUCUAUGGCAAUCUGCAGGGCCUGUCCAACCGUUAUCUGGAACGUGUGGCCAACUUUCUGUCGGGACGCAUUGAGGCCGAGAAGGUGACGGGCACCGACAGUGCCACAACCAAUCACAGAUCCUCGAGAAGGCGACAGGACAAUAACACAAACAAUUACUCAGCGGCCCACAACAAUAUAAAUGGUGUCUACUAGGAAAUUGAGUUUUUUAUUGCAAUCGUAUUUUUAUGUCUUAUAAUAGAGUUUUGGUUUUGCUUGCAUAUCCGCACAAGCCAUUAAACGAUUUUGUUUUUUACACUUAA